CCUCACUCCUCUAAUUAAUUUUGUUCAUGUUUAUUAUUAGCCAGCGUAAGUUAAUGAGUCGUGAGGGAGGUGGCUUCGCGUUUACUGCUGCCACAAGCACAGCUCACAUCGUUUAUUUGUGCGCCUGACGCGCGCUGGAGCGCACGCACAGCCCGCCUGUCCACGAGCGACUUCAAGUUCAGAGAGAACUCCUGAGCACGCUUCAACUGACCCAUUCCAGCUGCGCAUUCAGCUUUAUUCGGUACUAAAGCAGUACUUUAGAAAAAGCAUGGCAUGGUGACUGAGAGGAACGGAGGGAUUCUGUCUUCGGCGUCUUUUGUGGAGAUUCAGCGUUGAAUGAAACUGUCUGCAAAAUUAGCUGUCAAACGCGCAGGAUGUGUCGAGUGUCGCAAAAGUAGAGCUGUUUAAUCGACUAUCAACAAACUUCAGUUACUUUGACUGACAUUGGCACGUCAUGGCAUCAGUGUCGUGGAGACACGCGCUUUUCUUCUUGCUAGCUGUCAAUCUGUCUGUGCUGACUACAGCAUGCAGUGGUCACUAUGGCAAUGUCAUUGAGGAGUUCUGCCUGGCCAAGUUCAAGCUGGACAUGGAGGUUCUCGAUCAGCGCCAGUGGUGCAGCUGGGAGGACACAGUUGAGUCCUAUGGAGAACUGACCAACUGCACGUUCCUGGUGGCUCUGAAGAUGAACUGUUUCUGGCCCAACCGAAUGGUGGACGAAUUCUUCAUCCGGGUGCACAGGCACUACUUCCAUGACUGCUCAAUGUCUGGACGGCUGCUUCACGAUCCACCCAAUCGGAUCUUGGGGCCUUUUAUUGUGGUGCCCAUUCUGGUGACGCUACUCAUGACUGCCCUAGUGGUGUGGAGGAGUAAACGCAGCGAGGGUAUCGUAUAAUCGAUAAACUAACCAAGUACCUCCACACUGAACAAUAGAGAAGGAGACUUACAUGGACUACAAGCACUAAGAAAGACUUGUUUCUCAUCAAGUGGUUGUAUAUCCAAACACUUAUAGUGAAUGCGGACACUGUGUUAUCUGCACACAGAUAACAUACCAGUCAUUUAUACAGAAACUGCACUAUUUCUUUGAGGUAGUUUUUAACUAAAUGUUUUGUCAUGCCAGUAUUCUGUUAGUAAAACCGAUCUCCAGUCUAGAUGCAAGUCAUUAUCAUGAUGACGGAUAAGUUUCACCUUGGAUGGACACACACUGAAGGGAGGACACUGUUAUUCCCACACUUUCGACAAACCUUUACCAUCAUGUGAGCAUUGGACAUUGAACAAACCUUUUUGUGUCACCCUCAAUGCAUUUCACUCUCAUAAAUGUGCUUUGUGCCAAAUGAUGACACUCAUUCAUUCAUUCAGUCAGUCAUUCAGGAUUAGUAUUCUUUUGUUGAUUU
Molecule: messenger RNA, 1391 nt
Organism: Carassius carassius (crucian carp)
Lineage: Eukaryota; Metazoa; Chordata; Actinopteri; Cypriniformes; Cyprinidae
Product: receptor activity-modifying protein 1-like
Exons: 3
Coding region: 455-892 (145 amino acids)
Biological process (GO): G protein-coupled receptor signaling pathway; protein localization to plasma membrane; cellular response to hormone stimulus
Cellular component (GO): membrane; signaling receptor complex; cell surface
Molecular function (GO): coreceptor activity
Source: RefSeq, a predicted model, not a curated record